Messenger RNA from Phaeodactylum tricornutum CCAP 1055/1, 2580 nucleotides. RefSeq lists its product with no specific name. The coding region runs from base 87 to 2552 and encodes 821 amino acids. Gene Ontology annotation, biological process: protein import into peroxisome matrix. Gene Ontology annotation, molecular function: ATP hydrolysis activity; ATP binding. The transcript has a single exon. Lineage: Eukaryota; Bacillariophyta; Bacillariophyceae; Surirellales; Neidiaceae. Gene Ontology annotation, cellular component: cytosol; peroxisomal membrane. The record is from RefSeq and is a predicted model, not a curated record.
GGAAAUUGAAGUCGUUUUGGAAACAUGAGAUGAGCAAGCAAUAGUAGAAGUGGAUCGGUGACGCUGGACUUCCGUUUUGUCCAGCGAUGUCUCUUCUUUUGCGAGCGAGUAACUUUUGCCGCCCUUCUCCGACGAGAAUCGAUGCGAAACUUGAGCUCAUCCAUGCUGGCUGCGUCGGGGUCGACGGGGAACAACCCAGUUCGGCUGGAAACCCUUGCUCGGAAGCUCGGGUGACAUUGGAUGUCCUCCGGACUCUGUGUAUCUUCUCUGGGAGUCUGGUAUGGAUAGAAUACGAUAAGAGACGGAUUGCAGUGCGUUUGCAGGUUCUGGAGGACGAAGCGAGCAAUUCUGAUACGGACCAGCCGGCUGGACGGAGGCCCGAGCGAGCGAUACAACCGUCUGUCUACGUAUCACAUAUUACUGCCGCCAAUUUUGGCUUAUACGGUGAUCGGGCUCAUGCGAUUUCGGUUGUGUUGAGCAUUGUUGAACAGGCGGCAUGCGAGGCCGAUUCGGUUUCUCUGUUGACCUGCGGGAGGCCAUUGCCGCAAUCGUGGAGGGCCUGGAACGAGACAUCGAUCUAUGCAACGGAAUCCUGGCCCUUACCGCCUGUCGAAACAAUCUUGCAAACGUCGUUUCUGAUUUCAGUACAUGAGAAUGAACAACUUUAUUUCUAUCAAAUUGCGGAGAUAGACGGAAACGCCACAUCCGAUAAUGUAUUCGUGUGUGGUAAUUCAACAAAAUUCACUCUAGUGUCCCCCCUACCUUCAAUCUCUUGCCGCCAUCUCCCCGAUCUGAACGCAACGUCACGACUCUACAAACCCGCUCUGUCCGAGCUACCACCACACCAAGAUACGGGGAGGCUUGUUGCGGCCUUAACAUUGUCUCCCUCUGCUCACAUGGAAGAGCGCGUCUGCCAUGUCGUGGGAACGGACGCGAACCACGAUGUUUGUUUAGCUAUGGAAGCGGCCGCUCUAUGUCUCGGUCGUCGAAUCCUUCAUAUCCAUGGAUUAGCGGGACACGCGUAUGCUUCGGGAAGGAACAUUUCUAAUGGAUCGCUGGCGGAUCAGUUAUCAGGUUUGGAGGUUGCCAUUGCCCAGGCCUAUGCGCACGCCCCGUGUGUGUUGCAUCUGGUUCGUCUCGACCAGGAAUGGGCAACAAACGACCACGAAUUACUUUGUGAUACCCAAAAUCGAGUAUGGUCGGUAUUGAUGGAUUGUUUGAGGGUGAGUGACAACAAUGCGGUCUCCAACGGCUCACUUUGGAACGAUAGGUCAAUUUCAAUCCCGUCAGUGCUGGUUGUCAUUUCCACCGCCCGUCUAUUACAGCCUGGCCCUAUGCUUCAGAACCUGGUGUAUCCAUCUAUUCAGUUGAGGCUACCAAAUCUUUUGUACGUGGAGCACCUCUGGCAGCGCACAACAAUAGACGCCACGAUUCCUUCCGAUGAGCUAUUAUCCAUAUGCAAGCAACUCGAAGGGCGGCCAGUGCAUGAGAUCUGUCUAUUGCAGAAGCAGUAUCUGGAGACAGAUCGAGAUUCUACUGGGGACAAUUCCAUGCAACUGUUGGAAUCGCUUUGUGUUCGUUUGGACCAGUCGCGGCGGCAGCGUUCAGGGGGCCCCAAAAUUCCAUCGGUACAGUGGGAAGAUGUCGGUGGCCUUGAACACGUUCGCCGGGAGAUUUUAGACGCUAUCGAAUUUCCUCUCAAGUAUCCUCAUUUGUUCCUCGGCAGCUCUACAGGACGAUCCGGUAUAUUGCUGUACGGCCCUCCCGGGACAGGCAAGACUCUUGUGGCCAAAGCCGUUGCAACGGAAUGUCAGCUACCUUUUUUAUCGAUUAAAGGUCCCGAACUUUUAGGAUCGUUUGUUGGCGAGUCGGAAGGUCACGUACGAGGUAUAUUUGCCCAGGCACUACGGCUGGCAUCACAAAAUACACCCAAAACGGCUUGUAUUUUGUUCUUCGAUGAGCUUGAUAGUCUGGCACCCCGUCGCGGCGACACUGCUAGUGGCGGCAACGUCAUGGACCGCGUCGUUGCAACCUUGCUCACUGAACUAGAUCGACGGCACGAGUUUACCGAAACUGUUUUUUGCAUGGGUGCCACGAACCGCCCAGAUCUACUAGACCCCGCCUUGCUGCGGCCGGGUCGCUUGGACCGCCUCGUGUAUUUAGGCGUUUCCAAAAGCAGUCAAACAGGAAUUCUUAUGGCGCAAAUUCGUAAAUUGCGACUGCAAGGCGAUGCAGCCCAAUUUGCUACAAAAAUCGCCGCGGUUUUGCCAGACAACUUGACCGGCGCAGACUUGUCAACGAUUUCGUCGGGAGCACUCUCUCGAGCAACUCUUCGACUUUGUGAUCAAGCGGAUGCGGAACUUGCAGUGCUGCGGGAGAGCAAUCCAUCGGCAGUACUGGAUGAUGUACUGGAGUCCUGGGAUGAACGUCAGUUGGAACCCACGGUGACGUUGUCGGAUCUUUUGGAAGCUGCCGAGUCGGUCGUGCCAAGCGUCCGACCCGAUGAGCUGGAACGCUAUGAGAAGUUGCGUGAUCAGUUCCAAAUGAGCUAAAAUGAACUUUCAGCUUUCCCGUGAAUGU